CCAACAUGGCUGCCGACGCAAAGUUUUUGAGACUAAGUGACUUUUCUAGUUUUUUGGAUUAUUUCGAUUAUUAUAUCCAUGAUGUUAUUACAAAAAUGUUUAUACAAGGUGGAAAUAAAUUAGGUGAAAGCGCUGAAAUAUCGUCGUUAAGCUUCUGUGUAAUGUUGAAUACGAAACGUUCAGGAAGAAAGAGUGAUGUUAUCGUGAAAACAAAUAUGAGUUUGAAGGAGGUGGAGGAAUUACACACAAAAAUGAAUCAAUGUCAAGCAAUCAAGAAAUAUCUGGCCUCGAGUUGUAUAGAUCAAUAUAAAAGCAUCCAUAUUGCUUUGGAUAGAGUUACUUUUAUGAAAGAUUCUUUUGAAAUUAUUAGUGCACAAGGUGACCUCUAUGGACAGAGUAAAGAAACUGAUCAAGGCAAAAUCAUAAUAAACUACAAUGAUGUUAAAAUUGAUAAUGGACUAAACAUGGAACAGUUGCGUAGUGUCCUGUUAUGUAAUCUAGUGGCACAGGUUUUAGGCCAAAAGAAGUUCAAGGUUGAUGUACACAUUCCUGGGUCCAGCAGUAUGGUCCAUGGUAAAAAUUUGAAUCAUGUUGAAAUGGAAUACUUUGGUAUUUCCAAUUUAAGGAGUGAAGAUAUAAGUUUUAGCGGAGAAACUGAGAGUAUUCUAUGGGACAAUCUUUUGAAAUCACCAUUUAGAACUGAUUCAAAGCCCACACAGGAGAAAGACUUGCAAAGAGUUUCUUUUGGUAAAACAGUGAAUGAUACCAAAAGGUGUCUGCAUAUGUUAAGUGAUUACAGUGAAACUACUGUUGAUGGAAAAAGAAAUGAAUUACCACAACAAGGCUUGACAGAUGACAGCCUGAAGAAUAAUACAUUUUUUUGUGAAGAUAUUUGGUUUGAUCUGACAGUAUUUCUUGAACAUUUGAAGACAUCAGAACAAAUCAAUGGAUAUUCAUAUGCUAUGCUUUACAAGACUGUGAAGAAUAUCAAUGUUUCACCAGUAUGGAAAAAUGUGUUGUAUCUUGAAAUGUUAAAAGAUUACAUUGGAAACAAUUUAAAUAGCAAGAUAGUCCUCGUUUGCGGUCAAGAGAAGUUAGCUCACUGGCAAAAGGUUGCACUUAUUUGGCGAUCUUUGACAUCAAAUGUAAACAUGGCAGUCGAGAAUAGGAUUUUAGUUAUAUCUCAUGCAGGUUCUGCGUCAAAAUUACGUGUUCAUGAAUUGUUAAGGAUCCGAACAAAGCAAGUUAAACAAUCCUAUCUGCUGAAAUACGGACCAGUUGUCAAUGAUAUAUCUUGGACACAAACAAUUACCAAAAUGGCUGUGUCAGUGAUAAAGUUAGAAAUCUUGCUUGUUCCUUCUAACUUCCAGGUAAAACUUGAUGUUACAGAAAGCAAUGAUGUCCCCCCCAGCUGUCGCCAAGCUUUGUUUGUGUUGUACAAUUGCGCAAGACUUGCGAAGAUAUUAGAAAAAUAUCAAUAUGAAAUUGACCAAGGAACGUAUCCUCCGCUACCUCAUGUAAAAGACAUUGAUUUUUCCCUACUAAAAGAUCAAAUUGAAUGGGAACUUGUGUUGAAAUAUGUGGCAAAUUAUCCGAUAAUUGUGAACAAUGUGGCCUCAUCAGUUAAGAAUCCGUCUGGAUUGAUAAGGUGUACUUCGAGCAAGAUUCCACAGUUUCUAGUUUCCUUAAGUCAAGCUAUCAGCUCGUACUACAGCCGCGUGCGCAUUUUAGUGAAACCACAGGAACACUUGUAUCCAGUGAUUUUCGCUAAGCUGUACCUCAUUAAAUCUUUACACCAGGUAAUGGAGAAUGCUUUGCAUUUAUUGAACAUAGACGCGAUAGAUCAAAUGUGAAAACUGGCAAGAUUGAAAUGGAAUUUCACAAACACCAUGUUAGAACAAUAAUUCGAAAACAGGCAAGAAUUUUUCAGAGUAUUGGUAUCGUAUAUAUUGAUAUAAUAAUGAUUUUCAUUCGAUCAUGAUUUCUUUAUUUAUUUAAUACUUAUUUAUAUUUAUUUCACCUAAGCCACGACUACGUUUGUAUAUAUAUUAUCAUUUUGCGAUAACAGUAGAUGUUUUGAGUUUGUUAGAUCAUUUAUGAAAAUUCGCGCAAGUGUAUUUAUUUCUUCUGCUAUUCGUGGUCGUUCGCGAAAUUUGCGCAAACUUCCAGUUUGCUUCACUAUAGUCCCCCUGGUAUACAUCAGUCAUCAAAAAACAAAAUUGUUUCGAGUUUCGACCAAGGGUAUAUGUAGUUUAUAAAUAAAAUCCCAGCUUAUUUAUAUUAUACUCCCGUCUUUAUAGCCGGACUCAUUAAUAGACAUUAGAGCAGGAGAGAAUUUGAUUAUCUUA
Messenger RNA from Dendronephthya gigantea, 2348 nucleotides. RefSeq lists its product as uncharacterized. Gene Ontology annotation, biological process: tRNA C3-cytosine methylation; arginyl-tRNA aminoacylation. The record is from RefSeq and is a predicted model, not a curated record. NCBI's taxonomy places the organism in Eukaryota, Metazoa, Cnidaria, Anthozoa, Malacalcyonacea, Nephtheidae. The coding region runs from base 6 to 1853 and encodes 615 amino acids. The transcript is spliced from 15 exons. Gene Ontology annotation, molecular function: arginine-tRNA ligase activity; ATP binding; tRNA binding.